ACGCUGAAUUUUUCCACUGAUUGUUGUGAAAGAACGUUGCCGCGUUGAGCAGAUAUUUGGUGUUGCAACGGAAACGUGGAAAGAAGUUAUUUUGUCGAGAAAAUCUUUGUCCAAUUCAACGUGCAUAAAUUGCGCACGCUAUCGUAUGGCAACAGCGCUGUCCGGAAAUUGGAAUAGGCCUAACUUGAUUUGUGCAGAUUUCUGUAUAACCAAUUCUGCUGCAGGACGGACAUUGUUUGGUUUAAGACCAAAUUGAACAUCGGCAAGAGCCUCUUUGGAAUCAGGGAUGUCGGAUGAGGAGAGGUCGGACUCACUUCAAUCGGUUGAGAUACCCAACGACAUGUACCAACAGGCAUUUAUGGCGACAAACGGCAACGGUCCGCAGAUGAUGGGCGGCCUGCCUAGCGACCUGCAUCAACUGGAGGUGAUGACAGGUAUGAGCCAGCAGACGCUCAACGAUCUGUCGGCGCCCCACCUUCGCAUCUUGGAACAACCCAAACAGCGUGGAUUUCGGUUUCGGUAUGACUGCGAAGGGCCGUCGCACGGGGGACUGCCAGGACAGAACAACCAGAAAGGAAAACGAACCUACCCAUCAGUAGAGAUCCUCAACUACACCGGAUUGGCGAGAAUUGUUGUCUCCUUGGUUACCAAUGAUGAAAUACCCAAGCCCCACGCGCACAGCAUUGUGGGUAAACACUGCAAUGAUGGAGUGUGCACUGUGCAACUCGGACCCACCGAUAUGACGGCAAGUUUCCCAAAUUUGGGUAUCCUCCACGUCACCCGCAAGAACGUCGAAAAGGUCCUGAAGGACCGGUUGCGUGAGCAGCAGAAAAUGUACCGCUCGGUGCUCAGCGACAAAGACUGCCGAGCACAGGGGAUGAUGGACACAGAAGACCAGCUGGCCAAGAAGGCAAAGGAAGUGGCCAAAGAGAUGGACCUGUCCGUGGUGCGGCUGUGUUUCCAGGCCUACCUUCCGGAUGCGACCGGUCACUUCAACCAGCCACUGGCGCCGGUCGUGUCGGUGCCCAUAUAUGACAGCAAGGCACCGGGGGCCACCACCCUGAAAAUCUGCCGCAUGGACAAGAGCUCGGGCUGCGUGACGGGCAACGAAGAGGUCUACUUGCUGUGCGACAAGGUCCAGAAGGAGGACGUUUCAGUCCGGUUCUUUGAGAUGAACGGCAACGGGGACGUGGUCUGGGAGGCGCAGGGGGAAUUCGGGCCGACAGAUGUCCACAGACAGUUCGCCAUCGUCUUCAAAACUCCCCGCUACAAGGACUGCUACAUUCAGAAGCCGGUUUACGUCCAGGUCCAACUGCAGCGCCGCUCCGAUAAGGAAGUGAGCGACCCAAAACCAUUCACCUAUCACCCCCAGCUCACGGACAAAGAGAGCAUCCUCAGAAAGAGGAAGAAACCAUUGCCGUCAUUCCAAGACCACUGCUAUGGCGGGGGUGGGGGCAAAGGGGGGUUCGGCGGCACCAGGGGUGGGGGAGGAGGGGGUGGGGGCGGUGGGUACCCCUUUUCCACUGAGACACCCCUCAACAUGAACUUUGGCGGUGGGGGCGGUGGCGGGGGACCGGCCAACAGCUACCAAGCGGCAGCGCCCACGGCCAGCCACAAUGGGAAUAUACAGAGAGAGCAAGAACACAUGAGCAUAAUGAACCAGUUUCGUCAGCAGCAGCAGCAGCAUCAGCAGCAGCAACAACAGCAGCAGCAACAGCAGCAGAACCAGCAAGGGUUAGUCUUCCAAAGCCGGGGUGUCGGCAAGGACAGCCAGCGAGUGGUCGUGUUACCGGCCGCGGCAGCUACCGGUGUCAAGGAAGCGGUGCAGGAUAGUCAACCAGCUGUUGUACCCGCCGUGGACGCUACGGCCAUGGAUGAGAAUGAGGUGGACAGUGAUCUUGAAGUGGAUUCUGCUCCAGUUGAAGAACCGGAUGUGGUGUCUCAGCAUAAGUUGCGGGAUUCCAUGAAACCGUUCGCUGACAUCAUCGUGGAGAGAACUAAAGAUAUGGCAGACAGUUGUGUUCAGACAGACGACCUUCCCUUUGACUACGAUUCGUUGGCCUGGCGUCUGGCCGAGCGUACCUCCCGAGCCCUGCAUGACUUUGCCGUCACGGCCGACAUCAAAAUGAUCCUAGCUGUACAGCGCCAUCUGACCGCCGUCGAAGACGAAAACGGCGACACUCCUCUACAUCUUGCGAUUAUUAACAAGAAGGACGACGUCAUACUGGGUCUUCUGAACGUCAUCAUCAGCAUUCCGGGGCAGAAAAUCAUCAAUUACGUCAACCAACUACAUCAGACCCCCCUGCAUAUUGCCGUCCUCACCAAACAGCGCGACGUGGUGGAGGUGCUGCUGCGUUGCGGCGCCGACCCCAACAUCAUGGACCACAAGGGCAACAUGCCGCUACACCUUGCCGCGCAGGAGGGGCUGAGCGACAUCACGCGGCUGUUGGUGCGAGGACCACCACCUCCCCCGGGACGCGACCGCCUAACCAUCCAGCCAAUCACGGCCCAAAUCAAUGAAAAGAAUCUUGACGGAAUGACAGCGGCCCACAUUUCAGUGAGCUGUGGCAACCACACGAACCUGAAGGUUCUUGUGAAGAACGGAGCAGACGUCAACAUUCCAGAUGGUAAAAGCGGUCGGACGCCUCUCCACUACGCCGUGGAGCAAGAGAACUUCUCCUUCCUGAGCUACCUCAUCGGCGACGCGGACGCUGACAUCCACGCCCAGACCUACGCCGGCGACACCCCCUUGCAUCUGGCCUGCAGCCUGGACUACGUCGCCGUCGCGGCUGUCCUGAUCAGCGCGGGGGCCGACCCGUGCGUUGAGAACUUCGACACCUCGGACGAGUAUCUCGGGGAUGUGGGCGUGGCCUCGAGUGACGGACAUCUGGAGGAGUUUGAGGAGUAUGGCACGGAGAAGCGCGGGGAGGACCCUGACCUCUGCGGAAAGACACCCAUGAAUAUGGCCCAAUCCACAAGGAUGGCGAGUAUCUUGAACGGGGAGCCGUACAUUCCCAGUUUGUCCUACUCAAUCCCAUCCACCACCUCUACCGGAUCGCUGCCCGGGAAGGUCACCGGCGACCCGGCGACGGGUACCAGCGACUCAGGCUACCAGUCGAAGCACGCUUCGGUCUACCGGCCCAGCACGGGCACCGGCUUGCCCAGGGGCGACAUGAACCGCCUGGACUCGAUGGUUCGGCGCAAGCUGGAGUCGCUCUUGGACGAGGUCAAUCCUCAUAAGGAUUGGAUCUCAUUGGCCGACAAGCUUGGGCUUGGCAACAUGAUCAACCAAUUGAGGGUGUUUGACAGCCCGACUAGCAUCCUGCUUGACCAGUAUGAGGCCAUGGAUGGAACCAUUGAAGAAAUGACAGCGGUCCUGAAAAGCCUGAAUCGGGAAGACGUUCUCAAUGUGAUCGAAGAACUGAAAAUUCCUCCCAAAAAAGUAUCGCAUACCCUGAUUGACGAAGUGGACCGCGGCACGCAAGUUGACUCGGGCCUGGCGUCAUCCCUUCAUUCCAUGCAUCUCACGUCCUCAGCGUCCAUGUCCGGCCCCGCCAAGAGUCACUUAAAAGCCAGCCAAUCGUCGGCUUUCAGGAACGUCAACACUGUGGAAGGUGGGGUGUAAAAGAAGGUCAAUGGUCAUGAUGGUUAAUAUCUUCGUAAAAGUCUAAUUGCACUGUGCUUUGCGUGUGUUGUUUCGUCAAGGUCGCACAGCCAUAUGUUGAGAUACAGCCUGUUAAAUGUAAAAAUUAUUGAAAAUCAGAUUUAGGCGUUAGCAGCUUAAAUAAUGAAUAUAUUUCACUGUCACUGAAGGUAAUUUGUACAUUUCCUAAGUUUGGGAAACUUUAGCGGCAAAUUUCUAAAUUUUGUUAAAAAAUUUUUGAGGCCUGAAAUCGAGAACUAAAAAUACCUAUAUAACUCUGUAAGAUUUUUCUAUGAUUCCCAUAUUCUAUACAUCAUUAGAAAGCUUAUUCAGUGUCCGUUCCAAUAAGCCUAAAAUCCCAGUUUUCAAAAAUGUGUCCAAUAGACUGGCUUUUUGUGCUUUGGGGGAUCAUAAAUUGUAUUAUUUCACUAACCAGACAUAAAAAAAAACCCGUGAUUGUACUUUAAAGGCGAUGUCAGUAAUAAACACUGAUGCCUCAUAUAUUUGUGCGUGUUGUGUAUAAUGAAUGCUGUUCUCAGGUCAAAGGUCAUAAGCGUUUACACUUUUACUCUGUAGAUCACAUGUAGUAAAAAGGUGAAUGUAGAAACAUAAAUAUUAGAUUUUUGGUGUGAUUUUGAAACAUUUGCUCUGUCGCCGGCCUUGGAGUGAGGAGAUUUUAGCCCCUGCUGACAUGGGUUCCCUGAUCCGAGGUGCUUAGCCUCAAUGAACCCCAUGCAUAAGAACCCCUCAAACGGUUACAAGCGGAGAAUUAGCAGGAGACUUCUGGGAGAGUUUACAAAAGUAGUUUCAUAUUUACAUGCAUUGGUAUAAUUUCAAGAAUUGUACAAAACCCUUAAUUUUGUUUGAAGCAAUUACAACAGAUUUUUAGACAUCAACAGAGAAUGAAAAUUGGUAACAGAUAGGGAAUUUACUUGCUGUUGCCACAGAGUGUCGUUAAUACACAUGUAUAUUAUAUGUUUCGAUGGAUACAUCUUUCCAAACUACUGCUUAAAGUUAUAAAUGUAAAUUAUUUCAGUUUUUUUUUCUAGAGCUUAGAAUAAACUUAGGUUAGUUAAUGUAGAGCAAGCUGUUGCCCUGUAUAUAUACUUUGAUUUUCGUGUGGAUUGUUACAGAGAAACAAUUGCACCAAAUUCAGCAUUUUUGGAUUUUUGCAGCCUUUGGGAGAAUGCAAAAAAUUGAAAUUGUGAAUUUUAGGGAGGGCAGUGUUGUUGGGAAUUUGCUUGUAAAUAGAAAUCAACCAAUCAGAUUGCAAAGUCAGAGAUACGCUUAGAAAAGAGAAAACAUAGAUUUGUCUCUUGCACAUAUGUUUUUAAAUAAAACCUUAGAAAUGACUUGCAUUUUUGGGGGGAAACGAUAAGUAUUAAUUCGUCAGUUUUCUUAGACAUCAAGCUAAAUUUUAUUAUGAUUUUGUUAGUCAACAAUACUCGUAUAUUUAUAUCUUCUGCAUAAUUGCCUUGUAAAACUACUUUGACAUCCUAAGAAUAACGUAAUUAUCUCUCUUUUUUCCCUUGUUUGGGCAAUGUGUUUGCUGUUUUGUUUUUUGUUUGUCAUUUUGUCAUUUGUUAUUAUUAUCAUUUUUAAACAUUUGUUACAUUUUCAUGGGAGGUGUAAAUGCUGUACAGUUUCCUUAGUCUGCACACUAAAAGUCUCGUCAGAGUACUUGUAAAACUGAAGGUGUUUAUAUAGAACAAUGUUUAGACAAACUGCUUGAUUUCUCAUUGUGUGGUGUUUGAUUGUGACGUCAACAGAUUAUAAUCCGUACUGAAAUUUGAUGUUAUUGGAAUCAUACAUUUGUUUUUUUCUUUGUCAAAUAUAGAUCGAUUUUAACACAUUUGUAAUAUUGGUUUUAGUUUGCUUGUAAAAAAGGCGGUGAUCUUUUUUGUGUUUCUCAAUAAAAUGCAUAGUACUGUGACCUUGUGGUUAAGGGUAGAUUCAUGGUUUGCGCAUAAAUCUGCAGGUUGUGGAUUCGAGUCCAUCCUGGCUUUAUGGUGCAUGUGCCCUUGGGCAAGGCACCUGUGAGGGCAGAGAUGGUAGUUGUGAUUGAAUUAGCUUCCUUGCGCCUAACAGGCUGCAUCGAGUUGCAUACGCCCCAGGGAGCUGAGAUGGUGUUAGGAAUGUCUUAUGGGCCCAAUGAGCAGGGGUAAUAAUGAUGUAGCGCCUUGAGCACCAGUCCUGGUAUUGUCAAAACAAAGUGAUAUUCGGCAACAUACAUGUUCAUGUCGAUAUCUCCUUCGCUCAAGUGGUUAAAUGCCUCCGUUGUUUCCUGAUGUGAAAAUCCUGCCCCCGUCAAUUUUUGUCUUAUUCAACAGGUAAUGAAUUUUGAAAAAAAAAAGUUUUUUGCUGAUUCAAGGAACAACAAUACAAUAAAUAUGAAGCAGGUUAUCUUGGCUUUCACAAAACUAACCUGUCCAAAUUUCAGCUCUGUAGAUAUAAAAAAUAUGUCUUAAAUUUUAUUUGUCUCUAUUGAAAGCGUGAUGGUUUGGUCCUAACCAAUGGAGGACAUUUUGGUUAUCCCUCUUUUUGUAAAAAAUGACAUCAUACGGCACAGUGUUUUCACAGGAUGCUUGUACCCUAUUAUUGACUUACAAUGAAGUGGGAUAUUUCCUGAUAUUUGUGGACGGUUGCAUUUUUUUGGAUGUUUGCAAAUGGUGUUUAUUGCCUUUAAUAUACAACUGGUUCAGUAUUUUGAGAAAUUAGUCGUGCGUAAUACAGUAAAGAUGUCAUUUUUAUUUUAAACUAGCUCUUUUGCCAAUGACAUAAAUAUGUAUCAGGCAUAUACAUGUAGCUGAGUGUAUUGUAUCGGGAACUUGUACAGUGUACAAUGCAGUUGCUUAUUGUAGUUCGUGAUGUGGCAAAUUAAAGUUAUAAUCAUAAAAUAUGAAGAGUGUUCACUAUAAAUAGAGGAUAAUUGGGAAGGAUUAAACUUUUAGUGAUUGAAGUUGA
Messenger RNA from Patiria miniata (bat star), 6607 nucleotides. RefSeq names its product nuclear factor NF-kappa-B p105 subunit-like. The coding region runs from base 287 to 3625 and encodes 1112 amino acids. Gene Ontology annotation, molecular function: DNA binding; protein binding; DNA-binding transcription factor activity. The transcript has 19 exons. The record is from RefSeq and is a predicted model, not a curated record. Gene Ontology annotation, biological process: inflammatory response; innate immune response; response to cytokine. Gene Ontology annotation, cellular component: cytoplasm. Lineage: Eukaryota; Metazoa; Echinodermata; Asteroidea; Valvatida; Asterinidae.